Messenger RNA from Hirsutella rhossiliensis, 2895 nucleotides. RefSeq lists its product as uncharacterized. NCBI's taxonomy places the organism in Eukaryota, Fungi, Ascomycota, Sordariomycetes, Hypocreales, Ophiocordycipitaceae. The record is from RefSeq and is a predicted model, not a curated record. The transcript is spliced from 5 exons. The coding region runs from base 1 to 2895 and encodes 964 amino acids.
AUGUUCUAUGGUAACUCUGACCCUGCCAAGGCUGGCGCCUUUGCCUUUGUUUCCUACUACUUCAUUAGCCAGUCUGUCAACCUGGACCACUCGGACCAUGUGUCGGUCAGCAGCGUUGGUGCAGACAGCUUGGCGGUGACGUUCAACAGCCAAGAAGCCUUUGAGCACGCAUCCAACACCUGGUCCGCCAAGGACGGUUUGAUCUUGAUCGCAUACGCCAAGGAAUGCGGGGACUACGAAAAGGGUCAGCGAUGCUACUUCGACGUGUCGAGCCUCGAGGUGGAUGCCUCGAGUAGCAUCCCCACAAUUGUCGCUCGUGGCCAGUCCAAGCACCCGGACGAUAUCACCUCGGGCGGUGACACGGAAUGGGGCUGGUGGAGCCCCCGGAACGGCAACGGCGCCGCACAGUCUGACCGUGAGAAAGGCGCGGGGCCGGACUUUAGCUGGAACGCCGGCCCCACUUCAACUCCGAGCUCCCGCUCCCGCUCCCGCUCCGGCGCGAGCAAGCCUUCUGGACGGCCCCCCUGUGCCGCGCCGUCCGAUGCAAAGUACGGCCUUCCCUCAGCCUGCCUGGGUGAAUACUUUGACAUGGACCUCGACAAUGGCCUCGGCUACGAGCCCCUGGGCGACAAAAGCAGGGCCCUCUUGAACGACCUGGCGCCCGGGCUCGACUUGGGAGCCGCUCCACAGUCAUCUGGUCACGGCUUGAACAGGACGGCCGCGUUCUCGAGGAGGCACCAGCGCGACCUCCUCGUGAAGAGGGGCUUUUGGUCGUCGACUUGGUCUGGUGCGGUCAACACCGUCGAGAAAGUCUUCAGCGACGCCUACGAGAAGGUUGCCGAGGCCGUCAAUUUCUCGGGCGGCUACAAAAAGGAGUUCUCGUGGGAUCUACCCGAUCCCAGCAACAAAAAUUCGGAGGCCAACAAGCUCGUGGACAGUGGCGCCCAGGCGGUCGUUUCGCCAUGGGGCAACGCCAUCCUGCUCAAGUCGUUUGGCUCCCCCAAGGCCGAGGGCGACGUGACCAAGUAUCUCAACAUCUUUUGCGUCGACUGCGGCGCCAGGGGCAAGGCGAGUAUCGCCGGCAAGGCGAGCUGGAGCAUGCUGCACGGCAUCACCGAGGGCAGGGUCGAGCUCAACACGGACAUGCACUUUGGACUGAAACUCGGCGUCGACGCCCACAUCCGCUACAAGUCCGAGCUCUCGACGGAUCUGCUCAGGGUGGGCCUGCCGGGCCUCAACUACGGCGUCGUCACCAUCGCCCCGCAAGUGUCGGUCGGCACGCGCGUCGGGCUCGAGGCGGCGGCCAAGGGCAGGUUGCUGGCCGGCGCCGAGGUGGGCCUGCAAGCAGCCCGCGUUGUCGUCGACAUUGUCGACUCGUCCAAGAACGAGAAGAGCGGCUGGGAGCCCUACUUCAAGCCCACCUUGGAGGCCGAGGGAGAGAUUAUUCUGUCGGCCUCCCUGGCGCUGCCCGUCGGCCUCGAGUGCGGCCUUGCAAUCAGCGAGUGGCACAAGACGGUGGCCAUUAUCUACGAACCUUCAAUCAAGGCGACUGCUCAGGCCGCUGCGGCCAUGAGCCUGGCGGAUACCGGAUCCUUCUCGGCCGGAUUCAAGGAGCGAGACGGCUGCGCCGGCAUCAGCACCCAAAUCACAUGGCGCAACAAGGUAUUUAUCAACGUGGUGGAUUUAGAAACAGUCAACCUGCACGAUACUGGAGAUCGUGAGCUGGUUCGCAAAUGCUUCGCCUUGCCUGCUUAUAAGGGACCGUCACAACCCUUUAACGUCACUGAAUCCAAGUCAAAGAGGUCAGAACCGUUGGCGCUGCCACCCGACUCUGUCUCCGACUUGACGAGGGAGUACCCGGCUCACGGAUCCAAAUACGUCACCUCGGCGCCGGAGCCUUUGAACGAAUCGUCAUACAGCGACGUGAAUGGGUUCAACUACGCUCGUCUCGUCACCCCAGGAGGCAAAGCCAUGGUGGUGUCGUGCGGCAACGGCAACCUGUACGCCGCCGACGCCGAGGGCGAGCGCAACCCCGAUUGCUCCGAGCUGUUCCCGAUCGGCCGAGACAACUCGAUAGCCUCUGACGGCGCGCGCAAGCUGAUGCACUACGACGCAACUACAAUGAGCACGCUCGGCGUGUCCCGUCUGCGACUGCGGGCUGACAACGAGGUGACGCGGUCGGGCGUCGUCAUCGUCCUGGCGCUCUACACUGACGAGAGCAUGCCCGACAAGUCGUAUUACCUGGGUGUGGAUGUGGAUGGCAACGUGCUGUACCCGACGAUCUGCGACUUUACCGAUGGCAGUGGGCCCAAGGUCUUCUUGGCGAGCGACCCUGAAAAGGGCCUCCACAUGCUGGAGAGCGACGAUGUCAAAUAUUUGAUCUUCGACUCCGCGCUUCAGUUGCUCUGGGACCGCGGCCUGAUCGAAGACGGCGAGUACCGCAACAUACACGCCUCUGUUGUCCAAGGCAACGCCACCUUCCCUUCGGAAUACAACCUUUCUGUCCAGGCCGCUCCCUGUCCGUACCGUGGGGGGCAACAACUGCCUCGCGAGCUCAAAGAUCAUUGCCAGAUUUUCCUCGACGAACAGAUUUGUGCAGGGGAGAUGGGGCUGAUCGAGGCCCUAGAUACUUGUGCCGUCAAUCUGCUCAACAGCACGCUGGGCUCCGGCCUCUCGGCAAAUAGCGAUACGCAAGGCCGUGCCGGUGCCGCCCCCGAGCCAUCUCGCCUUUUUGGGCACGCUGGAUGGCGGAGCCCUGCGCGGCGCAAGACGGGUGGAGGCUGGCAGCCCAUCACCACCGACGCGUUAGACGCGUGGAGUAACGCCGAGAGGAAGUCCAAGACACGCUCCGUUCGCUGGAAAAUGCAACAGCAAAGACGGCGAAGAGACCAGUGA